Molecule: messenger RNA, 513 nt
Organism: Linum tenue
Lineage: Eukaryota; Viridiplantae; Streptophyta; Magnoliopsida; Malpighiales; Linaceae
Source: the annotation of a GenBank genome assembly
AUGAUCCCAGAUAUCUGGGCCCCGCCGGCCAUCCGGGCGGAAGAUGAUGACGUGUCAACUGCCGAAUAUCUUGCACAUGUUCGUCAGCCAGUCCUACGGAAGCGCUUGUUUCUGGUUCUGGAGUCUGGACUCUGGUACAGCAAGCCACCCGACUCGCCGCCGGAGACUUGUGCCGGCGAGAGUGAGGCUCAGGAGAUUAACCCUAAGAUCAGAAGUGUGACGAGCCUCGCUUCCGCACCCUCUAGAUUUGCUUCUCCUUCUUCCAAUCCGUUGCCGGUGAAGUUCCCUGAAUGGCGGCUGUAUUUAAGGGAUUGGGAGCUACUGCAACAUGAACUUAUGCUUUCUGAGGUCGUACGAGAAGGGCUAGAAGAAGAAAUGGAAAGAGAUAAUCGGGUUUGUGUAAUGGGUGAAGAUGUGGGCUGUUAUGGAGGUUCUAACAAGGUGACCAAAGGCCUAGCUGAGAAGUUUGGAGAUCUCAUGGUUCUUGACACCCCAAUUGCUGAAAAUUCCUAA